This is a messenger RNA of Symbiodinium sp. CCMP2456, 720 nucleotides long. Lineage: Eukaryota; Dinophyceae; Suessiales; Symbiodiniaceae. The record is from the annotation of a GenBank genome assembly.
AUGGACAGGACAAAGAUGCGCCUCCUGACGCUGGUGAUCGUAGCGGUGGCAGCACAAGAAGAUGCACCCCCGGCAACUUCCGAGGCGAAGACAAGAAGGCCUAUCAUCUCGACGGAUAUUCUCCACGGCACUGCGGAGCUCUUCUACGACGUCUAUGACUCUUUGCACAGCAAGUUCUUGAAGGCACACAUCGACAAGCACUCGGCAACGCUGUCUGCCAGCGUGUCGGGAAUUUUGCCGGAUGAUCCUAUUGUCGAAGUGUGCAAGAAGCUUCAAUGCGACGCUAGCCAGGUCAAAGACGUUCACAAGACGACGCAGGAGAAAGCUCUGGAGGCCUGGGAGGCUGUGAAGCUGAAGUCUACCGAGCUGCAACAGCAGAUGACUACGUACACACACUUCGUCGUUGACACGUUCGAGACAGCGCUGCCGCAGUACGCAGGUCUGAUCGUGCGAACUCCGGGGAAUCUCGUCCUCUUCGUGCUGUACAUUGCUGCAGCAGUGUACGCGUUGGUGAAGUUGGCACUCGUGGCCUUCUGGAUCUUUUGGACGCUUCUCUGCUGCCUGUGUUGUUGUGGAUGCUGCUGCUUGCGGAGAAAGUCCUCGAAGGUAGCGGAGGACACUUCAAAGAAGAACGGCAAAGCUUCCAAGGCGGCUGAAAAGGGCAAAGCCGCCACGGCGCCGGCGAAAGAGACCAACAAGUCCAACAACAAGAAGAAGUGA